GGCCGGCAGCGCGCCGCCCCUCACUCCUCCUCGUUUCCUCCGACUGAGGCCCCUCUGCAGACUCUUCACAUGGACGUGUGGGGCCCAGCCCGCGUCCGUGGACAGGGUCACGAGCGCUACUUCCUCCUGGUCGUUGACGACUACUCGCGUUACACCACAGUCUUCCCCUUGCGCAGCAAGGGUGAGGUCCCUGAGGUGUUGAUCGACUGGAUCCGCGGUGCUCGUCGCCAGCUCAGUGAGAGUUUCGGCUCAGACCUUCCGAUUCUGCGCCUGCACUCGGACAGAGGCGGGGAGUUUUCCUCCGACCUCCUGAGGGCCUUCUGUCGUUCGGAGGGCAUCCGCCAGACGUUCACGCUUCCGGCCUCCCCGCAGAAAAAUGGGAUUGCUGAGCGCCGCAUUGGCAUGGUCAUGGACGUCGCUCGUACGUCCAUGAUCCAUGCGGCUGCUCCCCAUUUUCUGUGGCCGUUCGCGGUUCAGUACGCGGCGCAUCAGAUCAACCUUCAGCCUCGUGUCUCCUUGCCGGAGACCACACCUACUCUGCGGUGGACGGGGAAGGUUGGCGAUGCGUUCGCGUUUCGUGUCUGGGGAUCUCGAGCUUUUGUCCGCGAUACUACUGAGGACAAGCUGUCCUCCCGUGCCGUUCCCUGUGUCUUCCUUAGCUUCCCUCCUGACGCACCCGGGUGGCAGUUCUACCACCCCACCUCGCGUCGUGUUUUGUCCUCUCAGGACGUCACGUUCGACGAGUCGGUGUCGUACUACUGUCUCUUUCCCUACCGCACUGCCUCUCCCCCCCCCCCGCCGCUCUUCCUCGCACCAGGUACUCCCCUGGUAGACCCCCUCCCCCCCCAGGGUCCUGCCCCCUCAGGUGUGUCCCAGGUAGACCCUGCCGAGCCGAUCGAGGUAGCUGUCGACUCAGGUGCUGCUAGGGGUGCUGAGACUGGGGGUGCUGAGACUGGGGGUGCUGAGACUGGGGGUGCUGAGUCUGGAGGUGCUCUGGGUGUCCCGUCGCGGCGGGAGCCCCUCUCUCCACAGCGGCUUCGUGAGUGGUACUCUCGGCGCUGUCGAGGUGCUGCUGGUGCUGGAGCUGCUGGAGGUGCUGGAGGUGCGACAGGAGCUACUGGAGGUGCUGGCGCUGUUGGAGGUGGUGCUGGUGCUGGAGCUGCUGGAGGUGCUGGUGGUGCUGGAGCUGCUGGAGGUGCUGCUGGUGCUGUAGGUGCUGGAGGUGCUCCUGGAGCUACUGGAGGUGCUGGCGCUGCUGGAGGUGGUGCUGGUGCUGGAGCUACUAGAGGUGCUGCUGGUGCUGGAGCUGCUGGAGGUGCUGCUGGUGCUGUAGGUGAUGGAGUUGCUACUGGAGCUACUGGAGGUGCUGGUGCUGCUGGAGGUGGUGCUGGUGCUGGAGCUGCUGGAGGUGCUGCUGGUGCUGGUGCUGGAGCUGCUGGAGGUGCUGCUGGGACUGGAGACCCUAGGGCUGAGGGUACCGGUUCUGUCUCUGCUGUUUCUCGAGGCGCUGCGCGGCCGCGGCCGUACUACGUUCCCCUCCUUCAGCAGGUUCUUGGCUUCCCGCCUUCUCCUGGUCCUCCUCCUCCUUUCCUUAGUCCACCGCCUGUCCAGUCUCAGUCGCAGUUGCAGCCGGCCCCUCCCCUGCCUGGUCCUUCUCCUUACUCUGGUCCGACUAGAGGUCUUACGGAGCGUCGUGAGCCUGAGUCGCGUCGUGUGUCGCCUGCGUCUCGUUCUGCGUCGCAUGUCCGCACUGUUCGCGCUGGUCGUGUUUCGCGUCCACGUCUUCCACCUGUCCCAGGCACUCACUCUAUGACACCGCGUCCUUCUACUGCUUCACAUCGUGUCCCUCUGCCCUCUCCUCCUGCGUCCUCUCUUCCUGACGGUCCGGACCCGGAGUCUGACUCCCUUCGUGCUGCUAGUCCUACUGUCACGUGCUUUCUGGCCACUGCUGUCACUGACCCUCUGUUUGAGUCCACCGCUGCGUCUGCUCUUAUUGCUGAGCUUGUUGACUUUGCUGCAGCCUGUCGCCUAGAUUACGCCACUAGUCUUGUUGCUGCGUCUGCGUCUGUCUGUCCUCCGUCCGUCGGGGGUGAGUGUGCUCUUGGCACGGACGUUCUUCAGGACAGACAGGAGGACCUUGAGUGCUUUGCCGCUGCUUCACCUCAUCUCGUGUCCAUGCUGCUUGCCCCUGAGGGAGACCCGGAUGCACUAGACAUCCCGACCCCGCGCUCUUACGCAGAGGCGAUAGAGGGUCCCUACUCCUCUCAGUGGCAUGCAGCCAUGGACGCAGAGAUGGCUUCCUGGAAGUCCACAGGCACCUACGUAGACGAGGUUCCCCCACCUGGGGCGAACAUCGUCAGUGGCAUGUGGAUCUUCAGGGUGAAGCGGCCGCCGGGUUCUCCGCCUGCCUUCAAGGCGCGUUACGUUGCACGUGGCUUCAGUCAGCGACAGGGAGUUGACUUCUUUCAGACCUUCUCCCCUACCCCGAAGAUGACCACUCUUCGGGUACUGCUGCACGUCGCUGCUCAGCGUCACUACGAGCUCCACUCGCUUGACUUCAGCACAGCCUUCCUGUUAUAG
Messenger RNA from Closterium sp. Naga37s-1, 2580 nucleotides. Lineage: Eukaryota; Viridiplantae; Streptophyta; Zygnematophyceae; Desmidiales; Closteriaceae. The record is from the annotation of a GenBank genome assembly.